AUGGGUCCUGAUGCUAAUGACCAGAAGCUUCCCAAGAUUCCUGGACAGAUGUCAAUCGACAUGUUUUUGACGCGAGAGGAGGAGGAAUUCUUGAAAGUGGACGCACAAUUAACCACGGAGGCUCGUGAGGAACAUGGGAUCCUGAACAGUGAUGGCAUUGAGAUCAUGAAAGAGGAGCUGAAGAGAGACAGGGCGCAGACAUUGAGCCUUGUCGAGCCAUCGGGGAAACCAUGGGGGUCAGCAACGCUAGUUCCGCCAUCGACGUUCCCAACACUGUCCUCAACGGCAACGGCGCCGAGUGGUGCAAGCUCCAGCACCAGCGCCAGCGCUAGUAACUCAACAACAACGGGUACCCCGACAAGCAGUGCGCAGUUCCCCAGUUUGAGCGGGUAUUCGUCAUGUGCCAAUUGCACCAGCGUCGUCGAUGUGAAUUGCUUCUGCAUUAGCACAAAUUUCACACAGAGUCUUACGGGAUGUAUUGCACAAGGAUGUCCUGCAGAGCUUAGCAGCGCAGAAGCCCUUGCCCAACAGUUUUGCAACAUCGCCUCUUCAAAACCCUCGCUCUCUUUCUCUAUAACUUCGAUACCAUCUUCCUCUUCUUCGUCGUCUUCCACCGUGCCCGCCACCACCACCACACCCACAACUACUUCUUCAGUGCCGACCACGUCCACAUCCACAUCAACGUCAAGUGCGGCUACAGACGGCCUACGGUCUCUUUACGGCACCAUAAUGGCCGUGCUUGGCAUUGGCCUUGCGAUGCACGUCAUGGAGUGAUAAAGCGGCUACUGCGGAUACCACCCUCGACUGAGGAACCCUUCGACAUUGAUUGUAGCGGACUUUUCAAGCCGUAGAACAGUCUACAGGCAGGGAAGUCAUAUAAAUCUUGAUACCAUUCGCUCUUCUACCCCAUUUGCUGCUCAUCGUUACACACCCCAUUUGCUUCUCAUCGUUACACACUCCUUGUGGAUCCUAGAUAAUCAUUGCACAUAGUUACCCCUGGACUUGUAUGUACAAUCAUAUA
Messenger RNA from Laccaria bicolor S238N-H82, 1021 nucleotides. RefSeq lists its product as uncharacterized. Lineage: Eukaryota; Fungi; Basidiomycota; Agaricomycetes; Agaricales; Hydnangiaceae. Bases 1 to 774 code for a protein of 257 amino acids. The transcript is spliced from 4 exons. The record is from RefSeq and is a predicted model, not a curated record.